Epinephelus fuscoguttatus (brown-marbled grouper) is the source of this 3480-nucleotide messenger RNA. RefSeq names its product protocadherin alpha-10-like. Gene Ontology annotation, cellular component: plasma membrane. Gene Ontology annotation, biological process: homophilic cell-cell adhesion. Gene Ontology annotation, molecular function: calcium ion binding. The coding region runs from base 1078 to 3480 and encodes 800 amino acids. NCBI's taxonomy places the organism in Eukaryota, Metazoa, Chordata, Actinopteri, Perciformes, Serranidae. The transcript has a single exon. The record is from RefSeq and is a predicted model, not a curated record.
ACAUUAAGUGCUUUUUGCUGCACCCUUUCCAUACAGAGUAAGACACAAUAUGGUGCAAUUUAUUUACGAUAUUUGAGAGAUUGUUUCCACUUAGCGGUCAAGAAACCGCCAUACUAUUCACACGGACUACAUGGUGGUAUCAUCAAAUAAAAAUAAUCAAGGUAAUUAAGUUUUGUAGUUUGACAUUGCAGAAUGAAGCUUGCUGUUCAUUGGUUGAUGUUUUCCAACUUUCAGUCAUGUCUGCUCAUGAUUCGCAUCCUCUAUAUGAGUCGCUCUCCGUGGUGCUGAACUUAAGUUUGUUAAGCUUUAAAUUACCAAAACACGAUGCAAAACAAAACUCUGUUUAGGUGGACAGUGUUUGCAAAUAUAUGUAUCCAUAUGAUUUGCAACAACUGUUGGACAACAUGUUUAAGAUUUUAUCAUUUAUGCUCAGAAAAAACUUUUAGUGAAACCUUUGCAUUGACUUUGCUCUUUGGAUCCAAAAAAAGAAAAAAAAAAAGGAAAAAAAAACACCUUAAAAUAUAUUUCAGUAUUUACAAUGAUAACAAUAAUAAAUAUACAUAUGAAAAUAAAUACAAUUUAAAUAAUAAAAAAAAAUGAAAUAAAGGACUAUCACGACUCUGAGGCCCUUGAUUGAAUUUUCCGUUACUUUCCAAAAACCAGCUGUAUUACGAAUAACACUUCAGUCAUGUUUUGUUAAUUUCAGAUAUGAGUAGACUGAACAUUUGUCUUUGUGAUUUUACUUUUUGACUUCUGCUUCAUGUUUAAGGAGAAUUCAGAACGAAUAUGUCUUUCCAGUGUUAUUUUGUUUUAUGUACGGUAGCAUGUACUCGUAUGUCCACAUGGGGACACUGUAGACCAUCACAUUUGGACGGUGUCUUCAGUAGCUCAGGGCUCCUCCCAGAGUCAGCGGAUGACGCAUCUGUGGGCUUUGUUACAAAGAGACGUCGGGCGACAAAGAACGGUCGUCUUGUUUGCUCGUGGAAAUGAAAUACUUGUUCGGAAUACUUCUUCCUUGAUUUUGAUCUCCUCGAGGUUGUAACAUAUUGCUCAGAUUUGCCUCCAUGCUCCUUCUCGAUGUGUGGAAUGAUGCAUUUGCCGAGCAGAAGGAGCUGUGUGUGGAUAUAUCUCCUGUUCGUGCUGCUGGAUUGUUACUGGGAAGCGGUGUCUGGGCAGCUCUCUUACUCCGUCUCAGAGGAGGUGAAUCUGGGGACUGUUGUGGGAAAUAUAGCGAAAGAUCUCAACAUCAAUGUCCAGGAUUUGGAGUCCCGCAUGUUUCAGAUCGUUGCUGGAUCAAAGAGAAAAUAUUUCGAGGUAAAUCUAAAGACUGGUGUCCUGUAUGUUAAUGAGAGGAUUGAUCGAGAGGAACUCUGCGGCGAUGAAGCAAAAUGUUCCCUCAGUGUAGAAGCAGUGAUUAAUAACCCUUUAAAACUGUACCGGAUUGAAAUUAUAAUCUUAGAUGUGAAUGAUAAUUCCCCGUCAUUUCUGAGCCCGUCACAGGUAUUCAACAUUACAGAGAACACAGCAGCCGGGGUUAAAUUUCCUCUUCAUCCUGCUGACGAUGCAGACGUCGGUAAAAAUACUGUUAACAGCUACAAGCUGAGCCAAAAUGAGCACUUUUCUCUCGUCACACAUAAAGGAGAGAGUAUAUCUCCCGAAUUAUUGCUUCAGAAAGUUUUGGACAGAGAAAAGCAGUCUGUGAUCCGACUCACACUGACUGCUAUUGAUGGAGGAACUCCUGUUAAAUCUGGCACUAUGGUAAUUAUAGUUAAUGUGUUGGACAUUAAUGAUAACGCUCCUGUAUUCAGUCAAACUCUGUAUAAAGCCAGUGUGUAUGAAAAUGUAAAGUUAGGCACAUCGAUAAUAACAUUAAAUGCUAGUGAUCUGGAUGCAGGUCAAAAUGGACAAGUCUUGUAUUCACUCAGUAAAGUAGGCAGAGGGAAACAACCUGAUCUGUUUGCUAUAGAUGAAAAAACUGGAACUGUAACAAAUAAAAAGAAUAUCGACUUUGAAGAAAAUAAUGCUUUUGAGAUUCGAGUACAAGCCAGUGAUGGAGCUGUUUUCCCUAUGACCUCAAAUGUCAAAUUAUUGAUUGAAGUUUUAGACGUCAAUGACAAUGCCCCUGAAAUUUCAGUUACAUCACUAUUAAAUGCAGUCAAGGAGGAUGCGUCCAUCGGCACAGCCAUUGCACUAGUUUCAGUAUCUGAUAAAGACGGGGGUAAAAAUGCGAUGGUGAACUGUAAAAUCUCCAAUAAUGUCCCAUUCAAAUUAGAGUCAAAUUAUAAGAAUUACUACUCGUUGGUGGUGGACGGUCCUCUGGACAGAGAGAGCUCAGCUGAAUACAACAUCAGCAUCACUGCUACUGAUGAGGGCAGCCCACCUCUCUCCAGCACGAGCGUCAUUAAUGUCCACGUCUCAGAUGUGAAUGAUAACAAACCUCUAUUCACAGAAAACAUAAUCAAUGUCUAUGUGAAAGAAAACAGUCCAGUAGGAGCAGUUUUAAAAACUGUUUCAGCAAUUGAUGCUGACAUCGAUCAGAAUGGUCAGGUGAGCUAUUCAGUUUUACAAAGUAACAGUAACUCACUGCCGUUAUCUACAAUGGUGAACAUCAACUCAGAGACUGGAGAUAUAGUCAGCCUGCAGUCUUUUAACUAUGAGGAGUUGAAAACGUUUCAGUUUAAAGUUCAGGCCACAGACUCUGGUGUUCCUCCGCUCAGCAGCAACGUGACUGUCAACGUUUUAAUCCUGGAUGAAAAUGACAAUAAUCCAACAAUUCUCGCGCCAUAUUCUGAGCACGGCUCCGUUAACAGUGAGAGCAUCCCCUAUUCUGCUGAAGCAGGAUACUUUGUGGCAAAGAUCAGGGCUGUAGACGCAGACUCUGGAUACAAUGCGUUGCUCUCUUAUCACCUCUCUGAGCCCAAAGGAAACAACCUCUUCCGCAUCGGAACCAGCACUGGAGAAAUCAGGACUAAGAGGAGAAUGAGUGACAAUGACCUGAAAACUCAACCCUUGCUGGUGUUGGUGUCUGAUAACGGAGAACCCUCCCUGUCAGCUACUGUGUCUAUUGAGGUGGUGGUGGUUGAGAGCACAGCUGACAUCCAGACUCAGUUCAGACAUGUGCCCAUAAAGGAGGACAGCUUCUCUGCGCUGAACCUCUAUCUGCUGAUCGCCAUUGUGUCGGUGUCAGUCAUCUUUCUGCUCAGCCUCAUCAGUUUAAUAGCUGUCAAAUGCCACAGGACAGACGGCACUUUCAGCAGGUACAGCGCCCCAAUGAUCACCACCCACCCUGACGGGAGCUGGUCUUACUCCAAAGCUACUCAGCAGUAUGACGUGUGUUUCAGCUCAGACACACUCAAGAGUGACGUAGUGGUUUUCCCUGCACCGUUUCCGCCUGUAGAUGCUGAGCUGAUCAGCAUUAAUGGAGGAGACACUUUUACCAGAACUCAGACUUUACCUAACAAAGAAAAGGUAAGAGUUUAA